This is a messenger RNA of Myxocyprinus asiaticus (Chinese sucker), 3134 nucleotides long. Its product is annotated as glycine N-acyltransferase-like protein 3. The record is from RefSeq and is a predicted model, not a curated record. Gene Ontology annotation, cellular component: mitochondrion. Gene Ontology annotation, molecular function: glycine N-acyltransferase activity. Lineage: Eukaryota; Metazoa; Chordata; Actinopteri; Cypriniformes; Catostomidae. The transcript has 4 exons. Bases 2137 to 2850 code for a protein of 237 amino acids.
AAAUGAACGUGUCACAAUAGAAUCACGGUAUUCGAUUAAAUGUUCAAUGCGCUCUUAAGUUACGGUUAAAUACAGGCCCGGCUCCAGCAAUUUGUAGUAAGGUUGGCCAUGUGAAAUUGGGGUGGUGGCUUUACACCCCAUACACUCCAACUGCUCCAACUUCUUUCUUUCUUUCUUUUUCUUUCUUUCUUUCUUUCUUUCUUUCUAUCUAUCUAUCUAUCUAUCUAUCUACAUACAUACGUCCUUAAAAUUAACUUUCAAAUUUUAAGCUUUUAAAAAUAUUGGCCAGGCUUUCUCAAGCCAACAUAAUGUUUGUCUUGACGAACUUUUUUUAUCUUCAGAAAAUUCGGUCACAAACUCAUCCAUGUCCAGUUCAUGUGUUAUUGAUUUUUCAUGAGCUAAAAGUACAAGAUUUUUUUCCUCUCGUGAAGCAUUGUGUGGCGAAACGGUGUAAAAAUUCUUGCCAGAGUGGAGAAUGAGCUCUCACAUGAAGCAGUAGAAAUGCCCAUGACCAGGGCAGACACAUACAGUUUAUGAAGACCUGGAAAUACAACUUUGUAUUCCUGCAAGUGUUUGCAAACAGCUGAACAGUCAGCAUCAGUUGGAAGCUUUUUGGUCAGUAUUGGUCUGGCAACACGAAUUUCACUAUGCAGCUCACUUUUUGCAACCCCUGCAAGACUACUGAAAGUCUCAAGCAGCUGAAUGUCAAGAAAUAUGUUGGAUUUUGGCAUCAAACGUGAGAGGGCUUGCAUCAGCUCUAAAUUCUUUGUGAAAAACCUGUUUUCCAUCUCUGAUACAGCUGUAUCAACAAUGUUUAACAUCUGUCACCUUAGAGCUUCAGUUGCAAUCCUCCUCAUUGUCAAAUGUUUCCCGAUCUCCACGUAUUGGAAGCUCAAUGACUGCUAAAAAUUUCACAACACCUGCCAUGCUUUUUAUGUAAUAUCGAUUCUUUUCUAUCUGUUGGGGCCGAGUAAACAUGCUACGGUUUCCCCUGACUCCUGUCGGCAGCGAAAUUCUGCCCACGUGAUUGAGGCUUGUAAAUGAGCCUGGCUACAAGCAUGUUUCUGAAGACCACGGUCGCGUUCUAAUGCUGCUUUCCAGUUUCUAAAACCAGUCAAAAUGAAAGUAUCCUUCUCGGAGAAAGCAACACCAAAUACUUGACAUGGAAAACAGAAGCAUGCGUUGCGCUCUACAGAAUAUUCAAGCCACGGUCAUGGCUGAUACCAAGCGGCCGAAAAACAUCUCUCCCUCCCUCCGAGAAGAGUUCAGGGGUAUGAUUUCAGAGCCGGCUGAUGAGGAUUUGCCUUGUUUAAAUCACUUGGGACAAAAUUACUGCAUUUUUGUGUAGGUGUAAUUGUUUUUUUGACACUAUCCUAAGAUGCCGUUGAACUUGACCCAACUAUUUCUCCGACCUCGUUGCCGCAAACGGAGGAGGUGGUAGCUGUGUUCUGGUGAGCAAAAGUGCUUUUAUUUUGUCCUUUCGGAAUAAGAAAUCUGUGCAUGUUGUGCUUUGUUUAAUGAUAUGUUUAGUAAUAUGUUCACUGACUGUUAAAAAGACAGUAUCGUUAUUAAUAUUGCCUUGUCAUUCAGCACAUUUGUUAAUGCAAAGGUAGCGAGGUGAAUGAGGCUAAGGCUAUUGUCUCGACAUCCUACACUUAAAAAAAGAAAAAAAAGAAAAAGAAAAUCUGGAGCUGAAUUGAACAUCACACCAGUUUAGUGAUUGGUUUUUAUGGGGGGUGGGGCCAAGUUGGGCUAAGGUCCUGAUUGGGUGCCAAGCUCCUCCCCGUGGAGCCGGGACUGGUUAAAUAUAACACAUUUGACCAAGUUUCCGCUUUGUAUAUCUGUAUUUGAUCAGAUCUGAAGAUAGUGAAGAGUUGAAGUGUUGCCAACUCUUUCUAGCAAAAUUUGUUUCUCUUUCACUUUACAGAUUAAAUCUUUAUAAAGCGGAUUUAUACAUUUACUGUGAAAUAUGAAAACUCUAAAUUCAGACGAGUUAAAGAUAGCAGAGACCACUUUAUAUGCGCACUUGCCUAAAUCCUUAAAGGUGAGUAUGACUUUUGUGUUGUCAGUGCAAACAGUGUAACUUUGAAUGCUGUUAAAUUGUAUUUUUUUUUGACACACUUAAUCAAAACCCUGAUGUUUUCAGGUGUAUGGAUUUCUUUUCACUAUAAACAGAGGGAAACCACACACUUUGGAGGUAUUGGUGGACUCGUGGCCAGCCUUUUCCACAAUCAUUGUUCGACCAGAUCCAAAGAUGAAGAAGUCCUGAAAAGAAUGCUGGGUGUGGAAAAUGCAGUUGACUGGAGCACAUACUUCUUAAUAGCAGGAUGUGAUGUAAGCCAUUCUCCUUUGAUGAAGGAAAUUGCUGCUUCUCGGGGUGUCACUAUGAAAGGCUCUAGCUUAGUGCACCUUAUGACAUUACCUGAGCCAAACCAGUUACCUGAGCUCAUGAACAGUCACCUGUUCAGAGUGUCAGUUCUCAAUGUGUCACAUGUCGAUGUAGUUAACAAGGCUUGGAAAUAUGGUGGGGAUGAGAAAGGUUACAAGAACAUCCUAAAUCUCAUCAGCCAUUUCCCCACAUGCUGCAUUACAGAUGAGAACAACCAGCCUGUGUCCUGGGUGCUGCUGUAUGACUACUGUGCCAUAGGAAUGUUGUACACACAUCCCGAGCAUCGUGGGAAGGGCUAUGCCAAAGCUCUAGUCACCACAAUGGCAAAAAGGCUCCAUUCUCAGAACUAUCCAGUUUAUUGUUUCAUUGAGGAAUACAAUCAGAUUUCCUACAAUCUUUUUACAAGCCUUGGGUUUACAGAAUAUCCUUCUUAUAGGGCUGAGUGGUAUGAAUUCAUCUAAUAGAGUGAAUCCUCAGCAGCGCUCAGCGAGUAAAGAUGCUGACUACCACACCUGGAGUCACAAGUUCGAAUCCAGGGCGUGCUGAGUGACAACCUACUGGGAAGGGUGUGAACUGCAGGGACAGAUUUAUGCAAAUAAACAUGAUUCAUUUACUUGUGAAAUAACUUGAAAUGUAUGGGAGUGUCAUCAAGGCUUUUGUCCUGUUUACUUCUUGAGCUACCUGAACAACCUGAUUCUGUAUGAAUAAGCAAAUCCUGCCAGAGUUACAAUGAAUUAAACCAGUG